Molecule: messenger RNA, 3066 nt
Organism: Nothobranchius furzeri (turquoise killifish)
Lineage: Eukaryota; Metazoa; Chordata; Actinopteri; Cyprinodontiformes; Nothobranchiidae
Gene: simc1
Product: SUMO interacting motifs containing 1
Molecular function (GO): SUMO polymer binding
Source: RefSeq, a predicted model, not a curated record
GCUCCGCCGGACAGCAGAAGAAAACAUGUUUUGGAAAAGUAGGAAGUGGUCUUGAAAUGCGACUUAGCUCGUUGUUUAGUUUUAAUAGCGUUUAUUUUAGGGGAAGCGUGGCUAUCGAUACAAUUAUAAAAUAAGAGUCACAUUCAGAGCUUAAAGAACACGUAGCUUAUUGUCGUUUUAAGGUGGAAAUGCCCAAAUGUAGCGAGCCUGUGUGUAGAUUCGACCAAACAUGACGGUAGCGAGUAGCCUGGCAAGCCAGACUAUAUAUUCACACAUAUAAUUUGGUCUAGUUCACUAGGCUAGGUAACGUGCCUUUCCUCCAUGCUUUCCUCGUGUUAAGUCCGUCCGUGUUCAGAACCCUGGAGCGACCUUUACGGGUCGGUGAUCGUUGUUGAAGAAUGAGUGAGCGGACCCCCAACUUACGUGACCCUACAGGAGUUUCUGUUUCCCGUGGGGCGGUGAGCGACAGCGGAGGGGUGGAUGAUGUGAUUUCCCUCAGCUCAGACGACUCGGACGACGUGGAGAUCAUCUCCUACCGGAGAUUCAUCAAGUCUGACCCGCUGCCGCUGUCCCAAGUUCGAGUCGACAUCGAAGCCCUGAACGUAAACGUCCCACGGCGUUACAUUGACUUCGCAGACCCAAGAUGGACCUUUCCGGACCUUAACAGACGCAGAAGGACGGAUUUCAUCAUCCCUCCAGUUAUAGAUCUAACAGAGAGUGAGAACGAGAACAAACUACAGGCUAAGAAUAUUCAAUUAAUUAAUGACCGUCAACAAGAGAGGGGCAAUAGAAAUCUAAAUUCUGUCUCAAUUGACCCAGCUUUUGUUCUUCUAAAAAGUUCUUUAAGCGGCCUGAAACGCUCUUAUCCACAGCCAGACUGUAGUGACCAAAAGCAGAAAUAUUUGAGUUCUCCAGCCCAACUCCAGGGGGAAGUCCUGACAGCACAUCUGCCUUUUUAUGAAAGCUGUACCACAGAGCUGACCACAUCUCAGUGUUUUGUCCAGCUCACCAAAGACUCUUCCUCAAUGUCACUGUAUCAUUUAAACAAUAACAGCAAAUCACAAGAAAGUAUUAGCAAUUUUAAAACUACUGUAUUAGAUAUCGCUCACACUGGACCUGACGCAGCAAAAGCUCCAGAUGGACAUCCAGUUAACAGUGAGGAACUUUCACAUCAACAGUGUCAGGACAAAGUAUUGCAGCACCUUCAACGUCCUGCUGACUGUGCUGUCGCAGAGGAAAAAAACUCGGAUCCAACUGUUAACAAGUACAACACCAGUGAAAACAAGCUAGGAUGUUUUCACUCUCCUAACCUGAAUCCAUCCUCAACUUUCCCUCCUUCACCUCGAAGUGAAGCUUCCAAAGAAACCCUGGUCCCCAAAGUGGAAGAGGUGGAAAUAAACAGAUCUGAAUUGCCCCACCCGGAUCAACCCUCCCCAUCUUCUCCUCCUGGACUGAACCCGUGUGACCACACCGAGUUCGACUCUUUCUCACACACAAGUCGCACAUCUGGGCAUGUGAGCCAAGCUGACCCCUAUGAACAAAUGCGAGGUGAAAACUCCCCUGAGUGGUGGAUGGAGAUGGACUCCUACAGAGAGCUGGGAGAUGAGAGUCCAGUGUUGUUGGUUUGGCCGGGGGAAAGCGAUGAAGAAGACAAGAAUGAAGGGUGCAGGUUUGGCUCAGACUUCAGGGCUGUCAGUAAAGAGGAUAGACAGUUUGUUUGUCCAGUUGCUUUUAACAACCUAACGUCUGGACCAGCUCAAAUCCUGAUUGAUGAAAACUAUGAAAGCGUGGGACCUCCAGAGGUGCUGUGUCGUCAGAGCCUGAGUCUGGUUUACAGUACCAUAGAUGAGAACCUCUCAGAAGGCACCUUACAGCAGUUAUCGGACCUGCUGCAGCCUGGUUACUAUCCUCCCAAAGACAUAACCUCCCACCUGCUUCGGGGCAUUCUGCUCGAACCACAGAGUCCCUAUCACCUCCGGGUGGAGGCUUUCAAUUUGCUGAUGCGAACACAACGACACCACAGGGUUAAUAAAACCACCGUUCCAUGGGAUUGGGAGUUACUCACCUCAGUCAUGUCCAGUCAGAACCACAAAGGGACGCACCAGCAUGAAGUUGUGCGUAUGUUCUUGGAAUAUGUUCUGCAAACUUUAGAGGAUGACUUCAACUUCAAAAGUUCUUCAUCUGUCCUCCACCAGUCCAUCGCAAAAGCAACAUUGUCGUGUGGUCAUCAGUUUCCUCGGGUCAAAGACGUCAUCAGGUGGUUGUUUUCUGCAAUAAUCAAAUCAACAGAGCUGGCAGAAAGUGGUGACGCAAUCAGAGAGAGAGAUGAACAAAUAAGAAUUGUGUCCCUCUUCCAAAGGAUGCUGUCUCUGGCUCUGGAGGUGGACCGUUCUCCUACUGUAAACUCUGCCAAACUUUCCCAGGAGCUCUUCCAUAUGGUCAUCAGCCACAUGCCUCAACGGGCACACAGGAUGUUAUUGCUGGAGAACCUGAACAGCAUGCUGCUGAGAUGUAAGCUGUUGGAGCAGUUACUGGACUACGCGUGUCCACAGAAGAUCCCCCAGCCCAUGUCGCUCACUCUGCUGCUGCACUUCCUGAAGAACUGCAGUCUGACACCAGACUCAGCGGAUGGUGCGGAGAGGUGGAGAAGGUGGGAGGAGUUGAUCCACCUGCUCUGGAUGUUGCUGCUCAGCUACUACAGAGCAAUGAAAGGCUGUCUGUGGAGCAACUCCACAGAGCAACGAGACAAACCUGGAUCAUUUGUUUACAAGCCGGACGACAUGGUGACGAAGCUCGCUGUUCGAGACGCUGUUGACAGCUUCCUGUCCAGAUCUCGGGCUGACAUCGGACAAGAUUUACCUCUUCAUGUGGAAGAGUCUUUAACAUAUCUGCAGGAUCACCUGCUAGAUGUUUGUCAGUGAUAAACAGCCUUAUUUGCUCUUCAGUAUAAGAAUGUUGCCUGAAGCAUUGCUCUAAUUGUAUACUUUGUGUGUUUUUAUGCAUUUAUGUCUUUGUUUUGCACAACUGCAAUUUAAUAAAAAAUGUUUAUUAUCUGUUUAUAAAAAA